AUGUCUAGAUCUACAAGCACGGACGGCGCGAAGCCGAAGGUCCUCCUCAUCGGCUUCCUCGACACUAAGGAAGCGGAGUACGCGUUCGUGAAAGACUUACUCGAGGCGAAGGGAUGUGAGGUGUUCCUCAUCGAUGCUUCCCUCCAGACUGAUACCGCCCUCUCCAAACACGCUGCCCACCCGCCCUCUGCCGUCUGCUGCGCGGCAGGCACCUCACUGUCGCACCUACGCACCCUCCCACGCGCCGCCGCGCUCGAGCAUAUUACCGCCGGCGCCACCAGCAUCGCUCUCUCGUACCAAGUGCGUGGCUCCCUGCACGGCGCGCUCGCGAUGGGCGGGAGCACAACGACCGCGCUCGCGUGCGCGGUGCUGCGCGCGCUGCGCGUCGGGCUGCCGAAGCUGUGCGUGAGCACGAUGGCGAGCGGGGAUGUCAGUCAUUAUGUGGGGGACAGCGAUAUCUGCAUGAUGCCUUCUAUCGCGGAUAUCUCGGGGUCGAUGAACGUCCUCUCCGCGCGCAUCCUCACCAACGCCGCCGCGGCGCUCGCGGGGAUGGCGCGCGCAUAUAAAGACCAGCCGACGCCCGCGUUGGGAGACGCGAAGCAUAUGGUUGCGGUGACGAUGUUCGGGCUCACGACCCUCGGCGUGACCGUCGCCUGCGAGCGCCUCCGGUCCUUCACCGAUGCGUCCGGGCGGCGCCUGUACGAGCCCGUCGUGUUCCACUGCACGGGCGCGGGCGGGCGCACGAUGGAGCGGCUGGUCGAGGAGAAGUGGUUCCAUGCGGUGCUGGACCUGACGACGACGGAGCUCGCGGAUGAGCAGUGCGGCGGGAUCCUCUCGGCGGGGCCGACGCGCCUGACCGCGCCCGGGAACGCGGGCAUCCCGCACGUCGUGUCCCUCGGCGCGCUCGAUAUGUGCAACUUCGGCCCGCGCUCGACAGUCCCAGAGAAAUAUGCCGCGCGUACGCUGCACGAGCACAACCCGAGCAUCACCCUCCUGCGCACCUCCGCAGAUGAAUGUGCGGCUAUCGGGCGCACGAUGGCCGACCGAUUGUCUGUCGGCCACGGCCCUCUCGCGGUAGUCAUACCGAAGCACGGGUGGUCCGGGAUUGAUAUCGCGGGCGGGCCGUUUUGGGAUCCGGACGCGGAUCGUGCGCUCGUGGAGGAGUUGAAGAAGGGGUUGAAGGAGAAAGGGAGGGCGGUAGAGGUGAUUGAGGUGGAUAAGCAUGUGAAUGAUAGGGACGCGGCGUGGGUGAUGGCGGAUAAGUUGCAUGAGUUGGUGGGAAAGUGGGAAAGGAGUGGUGGUGGCGCGUAG
Molecule: messenger RNA, 1311 nt
Organism: Gloeophyllum trabeum ATCC 11539
Lineage: Eukaryota; Fungi; Basidiomycota; Agaricomycetes; Gloeophyllales; Gloeophyllaceae
Exons: 5
Coding region: 1-1311 (436 amino acids)
Source: RefSeq, a predicted model, not a curated record